Molecule: messenger RNA, 642 nt
Organism: Aspergillus ruber CBS 135680
Lineage: Eukaryota; Fungi; Ascomycota; Eurotiomycetes; Eurotiales; Aspergillaceae
Product: zinc-finger domain-containing protein
Exons: 3
Coding region: 1-642 (213 amino acids)
Biological process (GO): mitochondrial electron transport, NADH to ubiquinone
Source: RefSeq, a predicted model, not a curated record
AUGCUGCCCAUCGCUCGCAGCCGGAUCACGGCUCUCUCCUCGAAAUGCCCUCGAUUCCUCGCCCGGGCCAGCUAUUCGACCACCGUCCCUCGCUUCGGCGAGAACUCCAUGCAGGCCAAUGACCCCAACCCACCGACUCCCAAGCCCAACGUCUCCGCUACCAAUGCUACCCCCGUUGACGCCAUGGGAUCAUGGGAUUACUCGCUGCAGGAGGAGCCCGAGGUGGGCGAGCGCAACCGGCAGCUGCAGGCUCCUAACCGGGCCAACACAUGGGCUGCGAGCCAACAGCCGAGAGAGAAGGCUAUGACUGGUCCGCGGUUUGAGCAGACGAUUAUGGAGUUGCAGCCCCAACCCAUGGCCGCUAUCGAACUCAUUCACAAGCAACCCGUCCGCUGGACCAACAGCAGAAUCGUCAGCUGUGACGGCGGUGGCGGUCCUCUCGGCCAUCCCAAGAUCUUCAUCAACACCGACAAGCCCGAGAUCACCCCCUGCGGCUACUGCGGUCUUCCUUUCGCCCACGAGCACCACCGUGCCUAUCUCGAGUCGUUGCCCGCAACUAGCUACCCUCUCGAGCCUACCGGUGACGCCGCGGAAGUGAACGAGGAGCAGCGUGUGACUCCGGAGGGACUGGGGCAGCGGUAA